This is a messenger RNA of Oryza sativa Japonica Group (Japanese rice), 2567 nucleotides long. RefSeq names its product probable E3 ubiquitin-protein ligase ATL45. Lineage: Eukaryota; Viridiplantae; Streptophyta; Magnoliopsida; Poales; Poaceae. The record is from RefSeq and is a predicted model, not a curated record.
CUCCCACACAGCACGUUCUCCUUCCCCGGAGAGGAAAAACGAACCAAACAAAACAACGAGCUUGGAAUAAUAUGGUGGAUUGGAAGCGAGCCAGGAAAACAGCGAGGCAGAGAGCACUUUGGCGGUGCGCUCGGACGGCGAGGUUGUCGACGACGGCCGGGGAGCCGGGGACCGCAUGGGACGGCCGGGAGCACGUGGACGGAUCGGACAACGCACAGGGCGAGCAGUACUGCAGCAGCAGCCCGUGAUACACGUUGGUUUCGACGCGAUGCGCGCGUCCUCGACAACGUGCUGCUACUACUGGUCGCCGUGUGGUUCGGGCAUGCAUUUCCUUCCUCUGGUCCUGCCCCAAUCCAUGUCGACGUAUCGAUCACCUUCACCAGCUGACACCUUCUCCGGGGCACCUUCUAGGAUAUGCUAGCUAGUGUACAUGCAUGCAGUUUCAUGGGCUUGGCUCUGAGUGACAGCAUAUCCGUUUAUCCGGUGCACGGCCUUCUUUCAACUAUCAAUAGGCGAUCUACUGGAUUGGUUUCAGGUCUUGUGCGUGUCCGUAUAGGCGUUUGUAAAAAAAAACGAGGAAACCACGAGUUUCAGCUCCGCUUAAGAUCAGUUGUCUCCAAGAGCCACUGACACAUACUACUACGUACGGUGCGGACGUGCGUCGUGGGCUCGUGGCAACCAAGCUGUCCGAAUGCAGCAAGAUAUUUCCGGGCCUGCGGAUUCGGCUGCAGCAGUGCACGAGAUCUCGCGGAAAAAGGGUGCCAGCAAGUCGGUGAUGCCCCGGCGGCCGCGCGCGCGUCCUCUUCGCCGUCGACGUCGUCUCCUCGCCCACAGCGGCGGUCGCAUCCGCCGCCCGCGUCGCUUCAUGCUCCUGCUGUGUUGGACGCCAUCGACGAGCAGGGGCGGAUCCAGAAAAAAAUAGCAGUGUAGUCUGAGCAAACUAGAUAGAGUUAUAGUCCCCUUUCCAUCUACAUAUGGUAAAAAAUUUUAGUGGGGUCUUCAUGGGGUCUCUCAUAGUCUUCACGCCAGUAGUGGGGGCUCGAGACCCCGCCGCCCCCAUGCUGGAUCCGCCCCUGUCGACGAGGCCGUCGGCAAGCUCAAGUCCGUCCUUGAUAACGGCGAAGGCGACCUCGACGAGGUGGUGCUGCAGGCGGAGGAGCUGAUGGCACCGCUGGAGAGCCACUACAGUGGGUGGCGGCGGUGGCUUUAGUGGGAUUCCGUCCAGGCGGUCGUGGAUGCGUCGCCGCCCCGGCUCCCGCCGCCGUGUCGCCUCGUGCUCCUACCUCCGCGUCACCGGCCGUGUCGCCUCGUGCUCCCGUGCUCCCGCCACCACGUCGCCGGCCGCCCCGGCGUCCUCCUCCCCACCCGCCCCGGUAGUUGCCCAAGAGGAGAAGUGAGAGAAGAGGGGAAAGAGAUAGUGGCUGACCUGGACAGGCUGACUCGUGGGGCCCACGUAGGUCCCACGCUGACUCAGCUGUCACAUAGACCAAAACCAAGAUAAAAAAUGCUGAAGGAUUUCGGGUGACCGGUUUUAUAUAGUUAAGGGACCCCGUAUAUCUAGUUUUACGAUUCGAGGACGUUUUUGUAUCUCGCUGAAAAGUUGAGGGACCUUUGGUGCACUUUUUCCCCAAAGUUUCAACUCCGCCACCAACUAAACUUGGACCCAAUCCCAUCAAUUUCUAUUCGCACAUGCGGAAUUAGCGGAAUUACCUGCAACGACUCCACGCUACCAAAGGAUGGCAUUGCGCCAACUGCAUGGCUACUGCAUGGUGGUGUCAACUGCCACAUACCCCACCUCUAAAUCCCAAUCGCAAUUUAUAAGGAGAAGAUAUGCCUGUCGCAGCUGAAGCAUCGCCAAUUCAAUUCACAAUUACCUGCACGCAUGGCGCGUUCCUGCAGCAGCAGCGGCAGCGAUCAUAGUAGCUACGACCUCGCGUUAACGUUGCGGCGGAAGCUCCUGCUCCUCGACAUCCUCGCCGUCCUCCGCUUCCUCGCGGCGGCCCUCCUCGAGCGUCUCGGCGUCGUGUCCUGCCAGGAGGACAAUGAGCUCCCCGGCUGCCACUCCUGGUGCGACAGCGACGUCGUAGACACCGGCGCGAUGGAGCGCCUCAUGCAGGCGAAGCUCAGUACGUCGUGGUACAGGCUACGGCGGCGUGCUUCGCGGGGCGGAUCAGACAACAUGGCCUCGCCGCACGGCGACACGAGCGCGGACAUCUGCACGAUUUGCUUGGCGGAACUGGAGGCUGGAGGUGGAGGAGGAGGAUGCCAGCGCCAGGUCGCGGAGCUGAGCAGCUGCUCGCACGCGUUCCACGCCGCGUGCAUCGACGGUUGGGUGGUGGAGGCGGGAACCUGCCCUCUGUGCCGCACGCCGGUACUACCGCCUUGGCAAAUGGCGGCAUAGUGUUUUAUCGAGCUUGUACAGUACAAAACGAGCUUAAAUGUAGGAGUACAUUUUUAUAGCUUCAACAAUCAUGCCUGUUGGCAACUUCCCGUGUUCUAGCUGCAACCUGGACGAUCUUCAGGUUAGCAAUAGAAAAAAGCAUAAUAAAUUAACAGUGUUUUCUUUA